GGGGUGACCCCGUGGAGGCACGCCUACCCUGCACAUGGUAGAAGCAGCCUGGCCAGAGGGGUAAAUAGGAAGACGCUCACCAGGAUAUGGCACACCUGUACGGAAGAAGAUACCUCAGAGCAUUUGUCAGUGGCUUUUUUGUGGCGGUCCCAGUAACUGUAACUUUUCUUGAUCGAGUGGCAUGCGUGGCAAAAGUGGAAGGUGCUUCAAUGCAGCCUUCACUGAAUCCAUCUGGAAGAAACAAAUCUGAUGUAGUGCUUUUGAACCGAUGGACUGUUCGUAAUUAUGAAGUUCAACGUGGGGACAUUGUCUCUUUAGUAUCUCCAAAGAACCCAGAACAGAAGAUUAUUAAAAGAGUAAUUGCUCUUGAAGGAGACAUUAUAAAGACGAUGGGACACAAAAACAGGUACAUCAAAAUCCCCAGAGGCCAUAUGUGGGUGGAAGGUGACCAUUAUGGACAUAGUUUUGACAGCAAUGCUUUUGGACCGGUUUCUCUGGGUCUUCUGCAUGCACAAGCUACAUAUAUCCUUUGGCCUCCUAAUAGAUGGCAGAAAUUGAAAUCUCUACUUCCCCAGGAGAGAACACCCGUACAAAACCAUGAUGACUGAAUGUCAACAAUAAUCCAUAAAAUAAAUCUACAACUAUGAUUGUUUCACUUAGACUUAUAUUUCAAAAUGUUUCAUUUAGAUAAAAUAUGAAAUGCUUACCAUACAUGUGAUAUUGACAGUAAUAAUCUGCAGUGUG
Molecule: messenger RNA, 744 nt
Organism: Spea bombifrons (plains spadefoot toad)
Lineage: Eukaryota; Metazoa; Chordata; Amphibia; Anura; Pelobatidae
Gene: IMMP2L
Product: inner mitochondrial membrane peptidase subunit 2
Exons: 6
Coding region: 87-608 (173 amino acids)
Biological process (GO): mitochondrial respiratory chain complex assembly
Cellular component (GO): mitochondrial inner membrane peptidase complex; membrane
Molecular function (GO): serine-type endopeptidase activity
Source: RefSeq, a predicted model, not a curated record